Messenger RNA from Fibroporia radiculosa, 990 nucleotides. RefSeq lists its product as uncharacterized. Lineage: Eukaryota; Fungi; Basidiomycota; Agaricomycetes; Polyporales; Fibroporiaceae. The transcript has 5 exons. The record is from RefSeq and is a predicted model, not a curated record. The coding region runs from base 1 to 990 and encodes 329 amino acids. Gene Ontology annotation, molecular function: carbon-oxygen lyase activity, acting on phosphates.
AUGUCUUCCGCCAUGCAUUCCACAUCCGUUGCCGUCAUCGAAAAACCAGUUGGUGCCAAUAUCCUGAAGGACUCGUCUAUCGCAUCCGUUUGUCAGGCCACUAUCGGUCGAUUUAUCGACGAGGCCAAAAUCACCUUCCCCGAAUACACUCGUGACCUUGAGCUUGAGGCCCGGGUGAAGGAAAUCAUUCACUCAUGGGGAAACGAGCAACACCUUCGCCACUACGUGAUCACCGCUCUCAUCCUCACCGUCACGGCAUACAGCCAUAUCACGAACAUGGACACGAAGGUACUAAUCACACUGUUCACGACGAUCAUUAUCGCGAUGGACGAUCCCGCCGUGCUGGACUCGCUCUCAUUCCGCGACUUCCACCAAAAAAUGUGCACGGGUGCCGUGCAGCAGGACACUGGUAUGCUAGGCGAGUUCACGCAGCUCCUUAAGCAGAUGUGGGACCACUAUUCCGCAUUCUCCGCCAACUCCAUCUACGCCUCCGCGCUUCGAUUUGUGAACGCGUCCAUCCUGGAGAACGACGCGGCAACGGUCACGUUGAGGAAAGACGCGCUGCCGUUCGUCGAGUACAAGCGGAGCAUGACCGCGACUACCGAAGCGUAUGCUUGUUUCGUCUGGGAGAAGUCCAGGUUUCCGGACAUCAAGGAAUACAUGCAAGCCAUCCCCGACGUCAUGCUCUAUGUGAGCUACGUAAACGAUAUCCUCUCGUUCUAUAAGGAAGAGCUCGCAGGCGAGACCGGCACUUACAUACACGAGCGUGCAGCCAUCUGUGGAAAGUCUGCUGCAGAGACACUGAAUGACGUUAUCGACGACACCCUGGUUGCAAUAGCGCGAGCCCGCGCGACCCUCGGAGAGGGGCCAGCCAGGGACGCGUUUGAAAAUUUUGCAGCAGGAUAUAUCAGGGUGCACACCGGAAACCCUCGAUAUCGGCUCAAGGAUAUACUUGGAGGAGAGUAUAUGAUGAGUAUUAGCAACUACUAG